UAAUUUACUGUUCAUGGGCAUGGUAAGGUUAAAGGUCACACUAUAGGCACAGAACAAAAGCAACUGUCAAAGUAGGCAUUUUUGACAUAUCACUCAAUUUGUUUAUUAUUGUAUAUUCCAGAUGAUUCAUUUUCAGUUUUGAUUUUUAACAAAAAUGGCUCUUGGUUACAAGGAAUCCACUGCAAAGUUCCAAAGAAUCCCUUCCGAACCGUGCCCUCUCCCCUCUCUUGGUUCCGAUGAGGAAUCUUUCGUCGUCCUUGGCCAUUCGCUGAGCAGUCAGGAGAUCCUUAAUAGCGAAGAAAUAUUCACUCCUGUCGUGACGAACGUUAUAGAGGAAAGUAAACGGCUCUUAAACAACGAACUCUCGGCCUUGGAACAGUUGAGUUUGGGAGCGGAAGGAAAUGAUUGUUCCGUGGACAGUAUCGGGGGUUCCCAGAAAGGAAAUAAAGGACGAGAGGCUUUGCAGACCUCACAGGCCAAGUCGUUGGAGAAAUCUUCUUUGCCAGGAUUGACUCUUGAGGAAGGAAUAUGCGAGGAAUCCCAUAAUGUAAUAAGUUUGCCAACUAUAUCCACCGAGCUUUCACCCGAUGAGGUGCAGUCGAGAAUAUCACAAAUAAUUGAGGAAAAUAUGCAUUUGAAAGAUGUCCUUAUUCAGAACAACAUGAGCAUGAAGUCACAAAUCGAUCGGAUCGUAGCUUGGCAAGAAGACGUGCAGAAAGUUCACCAAGCACACAAAGAAAAGUUGAUCGAAGCUAAGAAAUGCAUCGAAAAAUUGAAGGACGAAUGCAUCGUUCACUGUCUGGAACUAUCCAACAUGGAGGAAAAGAUGGCCGAGCAGAAGAACCAGAUAUCCAAGCGUGACGGGGAGAUAAACAGACUGCAAUCCAUUCUGCGUGACAGAGAACACCAGUGUUACGAAAAUCUCGUGAGAACCACUGACAACAAUUUGAAGGAGUUUGAAGUGGAUGUUGCCAACAAGAAGAUCAAGGAGUUGGAAAUGGAACUGCAGCUUUCGAUAGCAGAACGUGAGAAUCUCUCUGCUGAAAAUUUGAGGUUGAAACAGUUGGCAAAAGAAAACGAAAAUGUCAUCAAGGAACUUGAAAAAAUUAAGGCGAGCGAAGAAGCUAUUGAAACGGUCCGGUGCAUGGCGGAGGAAAAAGAGAAUAAGUUCAAGGUUAUUAUAAAUGAGUUGCAAUCGAGGUUGCCACAGAUCGAAGAAGUGGCCAACAGUCGUGCCCAGCUCGCCAAUAUCCAGGUAGCUCUGACUCAAGCGGAACAGAGUAGAGCGGCAGCUUACUGUCAUAUCGCCCAAAUGAAUAACCGCAUGACUGAACAGGAUGUGGAAAUCACCAAUUUAAAACAAAAGGUUUCUGAACUGAACCAGCGAAAUAUAGAAUUGGAGUCUCAGGCCGCAAACAAAGAUGAGAUGUUUGCUUUACAAACCCAGCUGGAAGUAUUCAGAACCGAUUUUGAAGCCGAAAAAAGCGCCAAGGAGGUUAUUAAAGCCGAAAAAGAACGGCUGGUUGAAGAUUUGCAGAAUUUGCAGAGACGUAAUCAGCAGUUACAGGAAGAAAUCGAGAUGAUUCGUGAUAACCGAGAAUAUGUGGUGUACCCCUCGAACUCGAGAGAACGUACUACACCGAACCCACCUUUGGCUCCUCAGGAACAUGACUCUCCACCUCCCAGGAGAUAUGCAUGCCCUAUUUGCAGCUUACAAUACCGAUCUUUGAGGCUUUUGGAAGAUCAUGUUGAUAUGUGUGUUGGCCACAGAACCUGAUUAACGCGUUAUUUGAAAUGUCCAAAAUGUUUUUUCGGAUUUAGCACGCAGCAAGCGCUAGAAAAUCACGUUUACAGGUGCAUAGAAUUGGACGAUCAGUUGCCGUAGUGGAACUAUUAAUUUUAGUGAAGAUUAUGUUUACUACUCCUUAUAAUUAUGAUAUAUAAAGAAUAUACAUGUUUAAGUUUUAUUUUUUGAUCAAUAAAGUAAUGAGUUAAUUUCA
Molecule: messenger RNA, 2000 nt
Organism: Leptinotarsa decemlineata (Colorado potato beetle)
Lineage: Eukaryota; Metazoa; Arthropoda; Insecta; Coleoptera; Chrysomelidae
Product: NF-kappa-B essential modulator kenny
Biological process (GO): regulation of canonical NF-kappaB signal transduction
Cellular component (GO): cytoplasm; nucleus
Molecular function (GO): K63-linked polyubiquitin modification-dependent protein binding
Source: RefSeq, a predicted model, not a curated record